AUGUCCAAAAUCCUGUUAGCCUCAAUAGCAGCACACCAUGUAACUAAACUACAGAUGGUACUUUGUGCUGAUGCCAAAUACCCCCAAUCAGUCCCUAAAGAAGAUUCCUUUGCUGCCUUGAAUAAGGCAGAAGCUUGUAUGAUGGGCAAAACAGGACCAGAAAAUCCAGAUACCUUUCAAGCAGUCACUGGGGAGCCAAUCUUUGGCAGCACCUCUGAUGCAGCUGAAAGAAUUUGUUGGUUUCAAUCCAGUCGAAAUAACUGGAAGGUGUUGGCUGAAGCUGGUACCAUUGAAGAUGGUGAGACACAAAGGUGCCAUGAAAGUAACUGCUGCUUUGGAGUCUGGAACCAGUCAAAGAGUGGUGAAUUGUAUGCAAUGCUCCAAGGAUGCUGGUUUGAUUUUCGUCAGAAACUUGACUGUCCUUCUUCCAACUGUAUUCCAGGUGUAGAUGAAAGGUUUGGAAUACACUAUUCUUGUUACUGCAGUUCAGAUCUUUGUAACAGGAACUUCACUGUUUACCCAACCCUUGACCUGCCAAAUGAACAGUCAAGACAUGCUGAAGUCAUAACAGUAUUAGUUGUAAUGGUGCCUUUAGUGGUUGUGAUGGCUUCAUGCUGUAUAGCAAUAAAGAAGCGGUGCACCUCCAAAUGUUUAGGACAACAUGCUAUCUUAAAUCCUGACCUAGAGAUGAAGGAGAGGGUACCAAUGUUCCAAAAUAUGGGUGAAACAUCAGCACUUGACCAUAACCUUGACAGCCUUGAACUUAUUGAGGUAAUUGAGCGUGGCAUGUUUGGAGAGGUUUGGAAGGGGACACUUUAUGGAGUCAGUGUUGCAGUAAAGGCUGUACCUGCAUCUGGAAUAGAGCACUUCAUUAAUGAGAGGGACCUCUACAGUAUGGCAUUGAUGAAACAUGAUAACAUUGCUAAAUUCCAUGCAGCAGGUGAACGUCUAGAGAAUAACAGAAAAGAGAGCCUGCUGGUCCUCUCCUUUUAUCCAUAUGGAUCUCUAGCAAAGCACUUGGCUAAUCACACAAAUGACUGGGAAACCACGUUAAAUUUGUGCCUGACCCUUUCUAGAGGCUUGACCUUCCUACACACAGAGAUGUGGAAAGAUGGUCAGUACAAGCCAGCUAUAGCUCAUCGAGAUCUUGGCAGCCACAACAUUCUGGUAAAGACAGACAGGACUUGUGCAAUUGCUGACUUUGGCCUGGCAAUGACGCUAUCCAAAGAAACACAAUAUUCUGUGCUAAAAGUAGACUCUCUUACCAUUUGUAAGGUGGGCUGUUUGCGAUACCGCUCUCCAGAGCUUCUGGAUGAAUCUCUACAACUCAAGGAUGUAUCGACUGCUUUAAAGCAGGUAGAUGUAUAUGCACUAGGACUCAUCCUAUGGGAAAUCUUCAUGAGAUGUACUCCUCUCUUCAAAGGUAUCCACGUGCCAGCAUUUAAGCUACCUUUUGAAGAAGAACUUGGUAGGUGUCUGACCACUGACAAAAUUAGAUUUGCAGUAUGUGAAAAAAUGGUACGACCACAAAUCCCACAGAUCUGGAAAGAGAACACUAAGGAUUAUGAAAGCAUACUUGAAAUAUUAGAAGACUCAUGGGACCAAGAUCCUGAGGCCCGACUAAUGGCACCAAGCACAGAGUGGAGGUUUCAGAGACUUCUAGGAACAUGCCAGCUGUACGGGUCAACUUCUACAGCACAGCAGUAAAAACUUUAUUGAGAACAAUAAGCACAGUAAAUAUGAAUAUAAGGAGUUUACUUUUCAGGGAUAAAGGAUUGCUAUUGCCUUCUUCCGUACUACAAAAGUUACAUAUCUCUUAUAAUGCAUCUAGCUCAACAAACUCAGGACUAUACAGUAAAUGUUGUCAAUCUCACAGCUGUAAUUUUUUUUUCAUUUUCUGUUAUAUUCAGACUCAAACAAGGUUAUGUUUAGAUUUUCCAUUAUAUUGUCAACAUUAGAUGUUCUUUGUGUUUCACUGUUGCAGUCAUCACACUUGGGU
Protopterus annectens (West African lungfish) is the source of this 1999-nucleotide messenger RNA. RefSeq names its product anti-Mullerian hormone receptor type 2 (gene AMHR2). Bases 1 to 1707 code for a protein of 568 amino acids. The record is from RefSeq and is a predicted model, not a curated record. The transcript has 11 exons. Gene Ontology annotation, cellular component: plasma membrane; signaling receptor complex. Lineage: Eukaryota; Metazoa; Chordata; Ceratodontiformes; Protopteridae. Gene Ontology annotation, molecular function: transforming growth factor beta receptor activity; ATP binding. Gene Ontology annotation, biological process: cellular response to growth factor stimulus; BMP signaling pathway; protein phosphorylation.